Messenger RNA from Dictyostelium purpureum, 1290 nucleotides. RefSeq lists its product as uncharacterized. The transcript has 2 exons. The coding region runs from base 1 to 1290 and encodes 429 amino acids. The record is from RefSeq and is a predicted model, not a curated record. NCBI's taxonomy places the organism in Eukaryota, Evosea, Eumycetozoa, Dictyosteliales, Dictyosteliaceae.
AUGAAAAUUUUAAAUAUAAUUUUUAUAAUACAAUGUUUAAUUGUUUUAAUAAAUUGUCAAUGCGAUGCAGGAGAUAACCCAUAUCCAAUUUAUAAUGAAGCACCAGUUUUAGUUAAUCAAACUGAAUAUGCUAAAUUAUAUUCUAUUGGUCCAGUAGGCAAUCAAGUUAAUCUUAUUGAAUUAUUUGGUACCCCAUAUCAAAGAGGUUUUGCUCAAGGUCAAUUAUUAAAAUCUCAAAUGCAUGAUAUUUAUGAUAACUUUUUUAACUAUAUUACAAUUAUGGUUAAUGAUUUAAUCUCCAAAUAUGCAGAUUAUUUACCAAAGUUUUUAAUAGAUGCAAUUGAAAAGGGUGGAGUUAAAUUGGCAUUGGAUAUUACAGCAGAGUUAACCAAAAAGCAUACACCAGAACACUUUUUCGAAGAGAUGAGAGGUUUAGCAGAUGGCAGUGGUGUCGCAUAUAAUACCAUUCUUCAAUUACAUAUGUUCCCAGAAUUAAUUAAAGCAGCAUGUUCAAUGGUUGGUGCAUACAACCAAUCAACACUUAACCAUGGUCUUUUACAAUUAAGAGCAUUAGAUUUUGGAUUUGACCCAAUGAACCCAUUAAGACUCCAUCCAACUGUUAUGAUUUAUCACCCAGAAGAAUCUGAUGGUGGUCAUGACUUUGCAGUAUUAUCAUGGGCUGGUUUUUUAGGCACUUUAACAGGUUACAGUCAACAUGUUGGUAUUUGCGAAAAAUAUUGGUUUGGUUACAAUGGCACCAGUUCACGUGAAGGUAUCCCAUUCCACUUUUUAUUAAGAGAAAUCAUUCAAUAUGAUACUUCAAUCGACGAAGCAUUGGAUCGUAUUAAUAAUGCUCAACGUACAUGCGCUGUAUUUAUGGGUUUAGGUAGUAAUUCAACCAAUACAUUCAAAGCAGUCGAAUAUUCUCACCAAUAUGUACGUGUAUUUGACGACCAAACACCAUUCCCAGCUUAUGCUCCAACACCAGCUGCUCACCCACAAAUUACAGAUGUUGUUUACAUUGAUAAAUUCGUUCAACCAAGCAAUCAUCAAUGCUUAGCCUCUGUAUUACAAAAAUCAUGGGGUUCAAUCGACGCUACAGCCCUUAUUAAUGCUGCUGCUCAAUUACAAACUGGUGAUCUUCACAUUGGUUUAUAUGAUUUUGCUGAAAAUCAAUUUUAUGUUUCAGUUGGUACCCAAGAGGGUCCAUUAGGUAAUCCAAAUAUUACAAUCGUCCCAGCCUACGCUAGACAAUUUAUUCAAGUUGAUUUAAAUCAAUUUUUUAAAUAA